AUGGAGCCUGCCCGCGGAUUCCGUCGAUUCAAUGACCUCCCGAAAGAGCUCCGCAUCUUGAUCUGGGAAUACCACUUCCAGGCUCAUCGCAUUCACGUGGUUCAUCCCGCACCCGAGAGUGAGAAGAUAAAUCCGAUGAAGGAGGUUCUAGUCUAUUCCUGCACCAUUCUAGAUCCCGCAACCAAUCUCAUUAUCGAGGACAGACGCCCUCCUUCUCCGCUUGUGAACCGCGAGGCCCUCGAAGUCUUUCUAUGGUGUAAGCGCGUGUGGACUCCUAUUACCUUCAACAAGGAUCUCGCUGAAUCCGUGACGGCGAACCGGGGCCGUGUGCCUCCCCAGUUCGUCCAUUUGGCCGGUAAGCGCGACAUCCCGAAGGUACAGGAACGUCCUGUCUACAUCGACUGGAGCCGUGACAUUCUCUACAUCUGCGCUUCGCACACCGAGCAGACUUUCUGGUCACUGCGUUCCACUCCAUGGCGGAAUGAGGUUAGGAAGUUGGCACUGCUCAUUCCUCACGUCGGGUUCGCCGGUGCCAUCCCGUUUGGGCCGUCGGCCCCUAUCCGCGAGGUUCUUGACUACAUGCAUGGGGUCGAGGAGCUGUUUAUCGUGCUGAUUCCCCAGGCCGGUACUGCGCAGUCAGCCACCGCGCAGUCAGCUACCGCGCGCGAAGCAAUUGCCCGCCUUCCGAGGGACGUGCACGGUUUCGUCCCCUACGUCAACUAUCUCAAGGAGGCUGGCCUUGCGAAAAACCACAUGCUCUACAACCGCACCGCCAUGCUGAUUCGAGACGCUAUGGCUAGUGCGCCGAGAAAAAUCAAGAUUGAAAGAGUCGUUGAUGUCGAUUAUAUCACGACUCCUUUUGGCUACUACGAACGAAAACCCCGCUCGCCUUUUGCAACAACUGUCACAAGGCACUUAGUUAGUCCAUCCAAGAAGGAAUUAGCCCUUGAUUAG
Molecule: messenger RNA, 954 nt
Organism: Annulohypoxylon truncatum
Lineage: Eukaryota; Fungi; Ascomycota; Sordariomycetes; Xylariales; Hypoxylaceae
Exons: 1
Coding region: 1-954 (317 amino acids)
Source: RefSeq, a predicted model, not a curated record